AAACACGAAUUAUAAAAAAUGUUUAAAAAAGAAAGAAAGAAAUGCCGAUUUACGGUUCACAAAACCCUCCUAUCGUCGCACCCAACAACAAUGUGGGUCUUGAUGGGAUGAUGAUCAACUUGGCUAGCCUAUUGGCCGGAACCGCUACCAACCCUUUUGAGAAUGGGUACUUAGAGGGUCCAGCCAAGGCACCAUUGAAGGCUGCAUCCGCAUGUCCUGGUGUUUAUGGCAAAGGACCUUACGUGGGCUAUGCUAGACAAGCAAGCUGUAACGCUCGUGGAGACAACAGGAGGAAGAACUUGCUUCCAGCUCUUUAUGAUCCUGCGACGUGUGAUCUUGGUCUCAAAGAUGAAGGGUAAACCAGUGCAGCUUGGUGUUGAACAAAGGUAAAGGGGGAGAAUUGCAGUAUUAGCUACUUUCAUGAAUGACAAUGGUGGUUCCAACAAUUGUUGAGAGUUUUAGAAAUGGUAAAGCUAUGCAGGAAGGCGACUCCAUGGACAUGUUUGCAAUGUGGCCUGAGCCACAAUAUUGCUGGCUUGGUUUAGUUAAAGCUUUUACUGCAAUAAGGCAAAUGAAGUUCUUUUAUACUAAGCUCCAUGAAACAUGUGAAGUAUUGUUGAUGCCCUCUUUGGGUUAGGAAUGGUUGUGGCCAAUUUGAUAUACAUUAGUGUUGUAUUGAGUAUUGUGACUGACCUAACCUUUGGAGGGGAAAAGAGAAAUUGGCAACAAUCAUUCCUUGCACCAACAGAGGAACAGCAAUACUUGACAUGCUUCUUGGGAGUACGGUAUAAAAGAACUCUAUUGGGCCUAUUACAGUAAAAGCUUGUGGCAUAUGCCACAUUGCCACAUUACAAACAUGUCCUUUGAAGUCGCUACCUGUAUAGCCUUCACACACAACAUUUGCUGAAACUAUCAUUGCCAUCCACGAAAGUAAUAUAGCACAAUUCCCAUCCUUAGUUUAACACCAAGCUGCACUAGUUUACGCUUUCAACAACACUAGAUAUGGCAAAUUGGAUUUGGCCGUUCCUUGCUCGAUUGAAGCGGAGACUUUGGUUUGACAUUAUGAUGAAUGAUUGGAUAUUGUUCUAGUUGUUUGUUUUUAUUAACAGCAGUUAGGAUAUAUAUGAUAGAAGGAGUGUGCAUAAAAAGAUAUUUUUUAC
Rubroshorea leprosula is the source of this 1160-nucleotide messenger RNA. Lineage: Eukaryota; Viridiplantae; Streptophyta; Magnoliopsida; Malvales; Dipterocarpaceae. The record is from the annotation of a GenBank genome assembly.